AGCAAAGCCCAGCUCAUCAUCAGAGCAGGAGGGGCUUUAGAGUUAACUGCAUGCAGGAAAUCUCUCACAUCCUGAUUUGCAGCGCUCUCUCUCUCGCUCUCUCUGUAACUGUAUCUUAAUGGGGUUGCUCUUCGGCCCCAGCUGAUGAAAGUUUGUCUCUCGGUCCGGGCUAAAAUGUCAAAGCGUCUCCGUGCAGGAAAGCAACGCUGUCCUCCGUCCUCUCACUCUCCGACCCAGCUCUUCCUUCUUCGGCUCAGCCUGACCUGCCUCUUAAUAGUCUCGUCAUCUGGGGCGCAAGGAGAAGAUGCAAAUAGUAAACUGGAAUUCUAUAGAAAACGGAUUUUGAAGAAUAAGAAACAGCACUAUGACAUAGUAAUUCCUUAUCUUAUGAAUGGUGAACAGUGGAAACCAAUGAAGAUUUUUCAUUCACAGACUUACCCAGCGAUACUGAAAUUUCUAAUACAAGCUGAAAACCAGCAACUUGUCAUCAGUCUAGAGAGAAAUGAUGGUCUUUUUGCUGGUAAUUUCACGGAAACACAUUAUUUGGAAGAUGGUACCUGUGCUGUUCUCAUGCGUAAUUACACGGAACACUGCUACUACCAUGGUCGCUUGCAAGGUUAUGCUGAAUCUGCAGUCAGUUUGAGUACAUGUUCUGGACUCAGGGGAUACAUUUUCUUUGAAGAUAAAGCCUAUAUAUUGGAGCCAUUGGAAGGUGCUACAAAUGAACACAUAAUUUACAAAACAGAGAACCUAAGACUAACCUUGGGUUCUUGUGGCAACCAUCUCAACAUCUCAGGGAUCACACAGGAAGAUGCUGCACAGUCUACUCAGAGGUUUAUCAGUAGGCACAAGAGGGAAGCCCUGAAAUCCACCAAGUAUGUGGAACUUCUUAUUGUGGCUGAUAACCGAGAGUUUCAGAGACAGGGCAAAGAUGUGGAGAAAGUGAAGCAUCGGCUUAUAGAAAUUGCAAACUAUGUUGAUAAGUUCUAUAGGCCACUAAACAUUCGAAUAGCCCUGGUUGGAGUGGAAAUCUGGAAUGACAUGGAUAAGUGCACAAUAACCCAAGACCCCUUUACCACCCUACAUGAAUUCCUCGACUGGAGAAAGCUGAAACUACUACCUCGUAAACCACAUGACAAUGCACAGCUAGUGAGUGGAGUAUAUUUCCAAGGUACUACCAUUGGCAUGGCACCCAUAAUGAGUAUGUGUACUGCUGAGCAAUCUGGGGGAAUUGUUAUGGAUCAUUCAGACACCCCUUUGGGAGCAGCAGUAACUCUGGCUCAUGAGCUGGGCCACAAUUUUGGAAUGAACCAUGAUACACUGGAAAGGGGAUGCAACUGCAAAGCAUCUACUGACAAAGGGGGCUGCAUCAUGAACCCCUCAACUGGCUAUCCAUUUCCCAUGGUUUUUAGCAGCUGCAGCAAGAAAGACCUGGAAAACAGUUUGGAAAAAGGAGUGGGGAUGUGUCUUUUCAACCUGCCAGAAGUUAAGGAAUCAUUUGGUGGCCCACAGUGUGGAAAUGGCUAUGUAGAAGAAGGAGAGGAGUGUGACUGUGGGGAAGUUGAGGAAUGCACAAACCACUGCUGCAAUGCUACUACCUGCACUUUAAGGCCAGAAGCAGUGUGUGCCCAUGGGCUUUGCUGUGAAGACUGCAAGCUGAAGCUAGCAGGGAUCCUCUGCAGGGACUCCAGCAAUUCCUGUGACCUUCCUGAGUUCUGCACUGGAGGUAGCCCUCACUGCCCAGCUAAUGUGUAUUUACACGAUGGGCAUCCCUGCUACAGGGUGGAUGGCUACUGUUAUAACGGCAUGUGCCAGACCCAUGAACAGCAAUGCAUCACACUCUGGGGCCAAGGUGCUAAACCUGCUCCUGGGAUAUGCUUUGAGAGAGUCAAUUCUGCAGGUGAUCCUUACGGAAACUGUGGCAAGGAUUCCAAAAGUUCUUUUGCCAAGUGUGAAGCCCGAGAUGCUAAGUGUGGAAAAAUUCAGUGUCAGGGGGGAGCAAAUCGACCUGUCAUUGGUACCAAUGCUGUCUCAAUAGAAACAAACAUCCCAUUACAAGGAGGAGGUAAAAUUUUGUGCCGCGGAACCCACGUCUACUUGGGGGAUGAUAUGCCCGACCCUGGCCUUGUCCUGGCUGGAACAAAGUGUGAGGAUGGAAAAGUUUGCCUCAAUCGCCGCUGCCAAAAUACCAGUGUAUUUGGUGUUCAUGAAUGUGCAACAAAAUGUCACGGACGUGGAGUCUGUAACAAUAAGAAAAAUUGCCACUGUGAAGCCCAUUGGGCUCCUCCCUUUUGUGACAAAGCUGGAUUUGGUGGCAGCAUAGACAGUGGACCAGUCAGACAGUCUGAUAACAGAAGUUUAAUCGUUGGGCUCUUCAUUACCAUGCUGUGCCUUAUAGCUGCUGGGCUACUUAUGUACAUCAAACGAAAAAUCUUAAUUCGAUUGUUUCUUAUAAAUAAGAAGACUACAAUAGAGAAACUAAGGUCUGUGAAUCCAACAAGGCCUUCCAGUGCAUUUGAAUCCAAUCAUGUUCCUACGACAGCUUGCAAUAAAAAUCUAGUCAAAAAGGCACAAAAUUUAAACACAUAUAAGAGGAAUGAUUCGCAAAGAUUGCUGCGGUAUCAGAGAAGUGAUAUUAGUAACCCUGUGAAGGCACAGAAUACACUACGGUCAAACUCACCAGAACACCCCUUGCCACCCCUUUGUGAUCUCUCCUGUAAACAGUCUGUGCCCACAAAGAUGCUACCAGCCAACCCUACCCCCAGGCAUAAUGAGGAAUCUUGCAAGCCAAGCCCUCCUCAAAAACCUUUGCCAGCUGAUCCUCAGAACAAAGCUAUCCGGCUGAACAGUGUUUCCAGAAUGGUUCUUGGGCUUCCAAAACCUGUGCCUCAGAUUGUUCCAGUCAGGCCUGCACCUAAACAUCCACUUCCCAUGCCUAGAACCUGCGACGUGGCUUAUCGGAAGUGACAAAACACAACAUCAUUUCUAUCCUGAAAAGUGAAGUCAUAAAGUUUGCACUAUUUUUAAUUCUUGUUGGAGAGCAAUAUUUUUAUAUCAAUAGAUAUAAUUUUUAAUGUUCAACCCCCCCAUUAUUUUUAAAAACUCUGAGCUACUGCCUUUGGUGCUAUGCUGUGUGAAGGUGGUCUGCAUCCGUGCUCAGGUACUCGUAAAUUAUUUAUAUUGAAUAUUUAUUACAGUGCAGAGCACUGUAGUAGAUAUUGUUUCACCAUAGCUGAGUUUACCUUGGAAAGAAGCCAUUUUUGUGAUUUCUAAGCAGCCUCAAACCAUCCUUCAUUACAGAUUUCUCAAUAGGCUGUACAGGUGCCUCAAAGGUUGUUUGGUUUGAAUAUGUUAUUCACAGCAUUCUGAUCAAGGCUAAAAUGAAACUUUGCUGAAGUCAAGGGACUGGAAUGUCAGAAGUUAGUGGCUGAAAUGUUGAUUUUGGAAUCCAAAGGCAAAAUAUGAUUUUUUGGAGAAAUUUGAUGGCAUCCGAAGUAAAGAAAAACCUGUUCUGCUCUAGUUUAUAAAGCUUAAAAGUCUAAUGGUCUGUGACUCAGGCAAAAGUAGCUGUCUAGAUGCAUGUGUUUUCUGAGUUUGGAUGCUAGAACAUCAUAUAAUGGUUUCUGCAAAAAAAUUCAGAUACUUCACUUUGGAAUCAGAUUCGCUUCUCUAGCAAUAUAUAGUGUACCAUUUUAUCAUUGCUUGCUGAAAAUGAGUUAUAACUGGUCUAAUCUUACGCAGUAGCAAAGUAAUGUCUAGGAAUGGAUAUUAGGGUUUUCCUGCAGCAGGCAACCAAGUCUAGUACACAUGAUGUUUCAAGAAAACACACUCCCUCCAGCAUGGUACAGCGGUGUCUUAGAGGUAACAUGUUCUACACAGCUAAAAGUUCUGGAAGAGGUCAACACUUUAAGCAGCAUCAUAGAGGAAUGUGGGACUUGUCAGAGCUGCAGAAGACACAAUGACCAUUUACCAACCUCAACUGGGACUCAAAAAUGUGAACAAGGUGGCCUGUUUUUCUUGCGAUGAGAGUGGAGUAACCAUAGCAUUACAAGCACUGGAACUAUAUAAUCUGUUGUGAAAUGUGGGGAUAAGCAACAACUCCUUUGUGGGAAAUACUGCAAAAUGUAAUGCAUGCCAAAACUUUCAGGCACCUCUUUGUACCAUCUACCUCUAUCAUCAAUGGCCAGGCUGUUUAUUAUAACAGACAAGCACAGAGCAAGUUUUGAGACUUGAAUACUAACCCCUAAAUACUAAUUGAAUACCCCAUUUUUAAUGACAUUGGAAACCACUGCAGUUUCCAUAGCCAAUGUCACAGAAUUCAUUACAGCUCUACUGUUGGGUUUUUUUUAAAAUAUAAAUAACUCAUCUAUUUCAAAGUAUGUGAUCUAAUUGGUUUUGUGAACAAAUGUUCAAAUAGUUAUCCCUCCCCCAUCAUAUGGUGAAAACCUCCAAUAUCUGUGUUAUCAUAUCUCAGUGUACUGUAAAACCUUAUCGGGCUGUUCAAAGCUAGUUGAAAGUUUGAACUUCAAGAAAAUGCAUACAUUUUCAAUAUAUUUUCUUAAUGAAAAGCACUGUAUAUUACACAAGGCUAUUUUAAUCUCAUUUUUUAGACAUAGUACAAAACUUCUAUGUUAAUGCAGGGUGUCAGUUUUUUGAUAUUGUUUUGGUGCUUGGUAAAUUAAUUUCAAUCAAGAAUCAGAAGGUACUCGCCUCUUUCCUGUACUGUAGUGGAGUACAUCACAUGUCCAUACUGAUUAUAGGGUUAUUUCCAACACAGCUGCCAUUCAACAGACAAUUUUCUCAGACGUAAAAUAAGUAAUCAGAGGGCAAGUUGUUUGCCUAAGGUUGAAAAGACGAUGCUUCUUACAAAGAAUUGAUUGAUUACCCUAACCAUACUCCUAUUACUCAGUCCCCCUUCAUGACACAUCUGCACAUUUUAUAACUUUAUCCGAUUAGCCCCUGUAUUUGGCCAGUUUCUUCCAAAGCAAUGUGAACAUUUUAAAACCAACCUUACAUUUACUAAAGCCAUUAGUCUCCAGAAGACACAGAAUGUUUUACUGCUCUGUUUAUUUUUUAAAGCUGUAUUUUACAAAUAAUAAUUGUAGCAGUGUUUUCCAUGGAACAGAUGAGCUGUUGUUCUUUAUCUUCUUUCCUCCUAUGGAUAUUUCCAUAUUCAGUUUUGACCUACUUCCAAAAUUUAAAGAAAUAAAAUGCAACUAUACAUUAUCUAGCAAUGAGUCAAUUAAUCUCUACUGUAUGGGCAACGGAAUAUUUUCAGUGAUAUGGUCAGUUGAACCAAUUAUUACAACACAUAUCAAAACUCAGUUAACAAUGUUCCUUCAUAAUUCAGGAUCUGGUGUCAGAGGGUACUUAUUAAAAAAAUUCCACUCUUUUAGCCAUAUACGUUUAACCUUCAGUUGCAAUGUCUGCCUUAGCGUGAUGUCUGAAUGUAGCCCAUAUGGUCACUUUUUCAUCUCUGGUUUAGUAUUUUUCUGAAAAUUUUACUUUCAUAACUGUUAUAAAGAUGAAGGUAGAGGAAUUUUUCCCUUCUUCCUUUUACCAAUGCUAAGCCAAAAUCCAUUGGUGACGCUUUUCUUUCAACCCCUGCUAAAUGUUCCCUCUCACCCUGUCAUCAUGGUGUUAACAAAUACUUUAUUAUAUGCUAAACAAAACUGUUUCCAAUGUCUACUCUAGACCAUUGGUAAUCUCUCUUGCCCAUAUGGUGUAAUAAUAUCCAUAGUCACUGGUCUGUGCUUCUUCAGGCAAAGAGACAGAACUUGAAGACCUUUGGUCUUUCCCCAGCAAUUUAGCUUUUCCCAAUUACUGUGCUCUGUAUCUAGGCAACCACAGCAGUUAUGCUUAUGAAUAAACCAGACAAAUAUAUCAACAUCACAACCAAAACCAAUAAAGCAAAAGAGAAUCCUCUUUGGAAAAAAAAUCAGCAGUUAAAGUUUGCAUAUGUUACUAUGUAAUUUCCUGUGUGUUAAUUUAUAUGUCAUUCUGGAAAUGUUAAUGUAAUAUUUAUGCUAAAUGAUAGUGGUAAUCAGGUAUUUAAGACUGAGUUUGGCAUUUCAAUUGAAAUGAAAGUCAGGUGCUCUUUAAAUUACCUUUCAUGUAUCUUGAGUACUUUCCUGCUUUUCUAGAUACACCUUAUUGCCUUCUUUUUCCUGGUUUCAUUCUGUUGGACUGCCUUCCUACAUGCUUACUGUUAAAGUAGCUAUUACAUUUAAUUUUAUUUACAUUGCCUAAAAAAGAUGCUAGCUUCAGUAAAGUCUGUUGUUUUUUCCUGGUAAUAGCACACAUUUAAUCUACAGUUAACUUGCUUGAUUUCUAAUUGUAAAGUGUUAAAGUAAUAAGCAAUAAUAUUUUAGAGCUGAAAUGUUCAUUCAAGAAAUAGUUGGAAUAUUUUCUGUUGCCUCAAUUAAUCAGGCCCCUUAGGGAUAUGACAGGAGGCUUGUGAAUGAGAUUCAAGGCCCUCAUGUUUAUGUGCCAAUCUGCACUGGGUUCUAUGGCAUGUGCCAUGUACAGAAAAGAGACCAUGCAAGUAGAGAUCAGAGGCAUAUCACAUUGUGCAUCUGAAUAUUGACUUUCUUGUAUGAUCCUGGUUAGCACCUCAUGUUGCAAAGAUGCACAGUUCCAUUCCAUUCCAUCUUCCUAUAUAAACAAGGGCAGGUGCCUUUAUUUGUUAUUUGUGUGCAGUUAUUGCCCAUGGAUCCUUGGUUAAUGUACCUUAAGCAACUGUUCUUGGAUUUGGGCAAUUUAUUCUAAUGGAAUUAUACAUAUGAAAACUAGUGUUGCUAAUUACUCAACACAUUAAGCAAUCUUAAUAUAUAAAUGAAACAGGUAAGAUGAACUGUUCAAUCAAAUUUUAUACCAAGUUUUGCUCCUGGGAAAAAUUGAGAAAAACAAAUAGUUCAAAAACAUUUCCUCAGGGAACCUCACAGCUUACCAGUAUCCUGCAGGCCUUCUGACGGUAGCAAUUUCAAGGUGGGAAUCAAUAGACAACCACAUGCCUUACUGGGCAACAGCCUUGUCCACUUUCCUGAAACAUGGGUUGGAAGCUAUGUUGGGGAAUGCUGCUCAGAAGAGCCACAGGCAGUAUGUCAAAGAGCCAAAUGUGUUCCCAACCCUCUGAGUAUCAUUGUUACAUGAAGAUUAAAACAAUAGACAACGCCAGGAAGACGUAACUAGAUAUGUAUAAUAAAAUGACAUUUUUUAUAACUGAAGUAAGAAAAGACUGGGUUGGAUAUUAUAUGCGGAAGCAGCUUUCUAACCUUCUGUAUCCCCCAGUAGGUCUUUGUGAUCCCCCAAAAUGCAAUACUAGGAUUGGAGGGGUCCCUUAUGGACAAAACACCAUGUUAAAUGUGUGCUGUAGCAAGGAGGGGAAACUGGGCAAAAGCUCCUGCUAUCCUUUAUGUCACCAGAGGAAAUUAGGAGAGGGAACUCUCUGCAAACAGAACAAAUUGGUGGGAGUAAUUUUGCCCAAUUCUUCCCCCAUAAACCAUGACAUUUUAUUCCCAGUGGGUUGCCAAAUUCUGACGUCGCCUUUUCAGGGAUCAUGAGAUGUGAGAAAAAGAAGUAAGAAAAAUCACCCUGCACACUUGCAGGAUCUGAGCACAACAGAGUAUUUCUGCUGAACUUCGCAAGCAAAUAUUUCUAUCUGUUAUCCCUUGGCAAAUAUUGCAUUUUCAUGGAUUUAAUGGGAGACUGCUUUUUCAGUUUCAAUGAAGAAUGUUGUACGUUGUAAAGAAUGCUGUUAAACCUUUGAUGGUAACUUCAGCAAAGUGACCUCAUAUUUUGUUGUCAGUAAAGGGAAGCAUGUCACAGAUGUCAAAAUAUUAUAAAACAGCUGAAAUUGUACUUCCUGAAAAACGCACUAUGUAGAAGCACCUUUGAAAUAAAUGAGAGCUACAUAUAUUAACUAGAUGUAGGUUUACAGUGUGUGGAAAUGUGCAGUGGCUUAUUGCAUGCUUAUACCUCACGGAAACCAAAAUUGUAGUGC
Messenger RNA from Sphaerodactylus townsendi, 8002 nucleotides. RefSeq names its product ADAM metallopeptidase domain 12 (gene ADAM12). Gene Ontology annotation, biological process: proteolysis. Lineage: Eukaryota; Metazoa; Chordata; Lepidosauria; Squamata; Sphaerodactylidae. The record is from RefSeq and is a predicted model, not a curated record. Gene Ontology annotation, molecular function: metalloendopeptidase activity. The transcript has 23 exons. Bases 145 to 2967 code for a protein of 940 amino acids.